Molecule: messenger RNA, 1345 nt
Organism: Salvia miltiorrhiza (redroot sage)
Lineage: Eukaryota; Viridiplantae; Streptophyta; Magnoliopsida; Lamiales; Lamiaceae
Product: outer envelope pore protein 37, chloroplastic
Exons: 6
Coding region: 181-1146 (321 amino acids)
Biological process (GO): monoatomic cation transport
Cellular component (GO): chloroplast outer membrane
Molecular function (GO): monoatomic ion channel activity
Source: RefSeq, a predicted model, not a curated record
AAUAAUAUUAAAAAUGAAAAAGGAAAAAAGAGAAAGAAAGAAAUAAUUAAUUUUUGGGCUUUAAUAAUUUCACCUCUAAAUCCCCGCCUAAAAAUUCCCAACCCCAAAUAUAUUUAUUCUGUCUUUGAAUUUAAAAUAAUUUCCCCCAAAAAAAGUAAAAAGAAAAAAUUAGAUACAGCAAUGGCGGAAGCAAAAGUCGACCCGGAGCCCAUCGCCGCCCCCGCCUCGGCCGCCGCAGACGGCGGCGGCGUAUUGCGAUUGGGCCGACCGAAGCUCCGCCUUACGUCGGAGUACGACAGCGACACCUCCAUUUUCCUUCAGAAGGUGUCGUGCAAAUUAUUGGACAAUUUAGCUAAAUUGAAGCUGUCGUUCUACAACAACGGGAAAGGGGAGGUGUCUGAGCCCCAAAUCUCGUUCAUCUCGAAGUUCUUCUCGCUGCAAUACGACGUCGAGGAGCGCGAUGCUGUGCUCAAGACGUCGCUAGCAAUCGCGCCGGGAGUUCAAUUCCGAGCUGCGCAUCAAGUCAAGGCUCGACAAGGAGAGGUUUCAGUCGUUGCAGAUCUUGCUACCCCAGCCUACAAACUUGAAUUAGCAUCUGCUGUUCCAUCUGUUGGCAUGCCGAAGGCGACUUUCAGAUUUCCUCUUGGUGAAGUUUCAUUAGAGGAGAAGGAGGUGGAGGAUGAAGAAGAACAGAAAAGUGCUUUAUCAGUCAGUGGGAUCCUCAAAAGCAAUGUCUUAAAUGGUGUGUGCACUGCUCGAUACGAAGAAGAAAAUUGGGAUCUAAGAUAUGUAUUCAAGGAUGAGCAACUAACUUUCGUUCCGAGCAUUUCGCUCCCUUCAAAUGUUUUUUCAUGCGCAUUUAAGCGGAGAUUCACACCGUCGGACAAGUUGAGCUACUGGUACCACUUCGAUUCAAACAAUUGGAGCGCGGUCUACAAACACACAGUCGGGAAGGAUUACAAGCUCAAAGCCGGCUAUGAUUCUGAAGUCCGACUAGGCUGGGCAUCUAUCUGGGCCGGAGACGAAGCUGGCAAAGCGAAGACGGCCCCGUUGAAGAUGAAAGUGCAGUUCAUGCUCCAAGUUCCUCAAGAUGAUAUCAAAUCAUCAGCUUUGAUGUUCCGUGUGAAGAAGAGGUGGGAUAUAUAACUCCAUACAUGCAAGACUAUUAAUACUGUGUUUACAGACUUAUUGUUGUAAUUUUAGCUAUUUAUUUCUUUUAUUUUUCUCUAAUAGAAAUGUAUUGUUGUAAUACUUUUCAUCUUCAGGUUUUAUUAUUGUUAAGAGCCUUGUGGCUAUUACUACUUUGUUUAAUAUGAAAUGUAUCCAUUUAUCACAUUUUAGAGAA